Molecule: messenger RNA, 1035 nt
Organism: Lactuca saligna
Lineage: Eukaryota; Viridiplantae; Streptophyta; Magnoliopsida; Asterales; Asteraceae
Source: the annotation of a GenBank genome assembly
AUGGGGAAAGGAGGAUCCCUAAGCGAAGGCGUAUUGAAGAAGAUCAUCCUGUCAUACACCUACGUCGCAAUAUGGAUCUCUCUCAGCUUCACAGUCAUCGUCUACAACAAAUACAUCCUCGAUCGGAAGAUGUACGAUUGGCCUUACCCAAUCUCACUAACCAUGAUCCACAUGGGUUUCUGUUCUUCCUUAGCAUACAUCCUCGUCAGUGUUCUCAAAGUCGUCGAACCGGUUCAGAUGACUCGCGAUAUUUAUCUCAAAUCCGUCGUUCCAAUCGGUUUGCUUUACUCUCUCAGUUUAUGGCUUUCGAAUUCCGCUUACAUUUAUCUCUCUGUUUCUUUCAUUCAAAUGCUCAAAGCUUUAAUGCCUGUGGCCGUUUACUCCAUCGGCGUUUUGUUAAAAAAAGACGGGUUUAAAGGCGAUACCAUGACUAACAUGCUAUCAAUCUCCUUCGGUGUCGCCAUCGCCGCUUACGGCGAAGCUAAAUUCAAUAGCUGGGGUGUCAUGUUACAGCUUGGUGCUGUUUGUUUCGAGGCUACCCGAUUGGUUUUGAUUCAGAUCUUGUUGACUUCGAAAGGCAUUACAUUCAAUCCAAUUACUUCUCUUUACUAUGUCGCUCCUUGUUGUUUUGCUUUCUUAUCAAUCCCUUGGAUCAUCGUUGAGUUUCCCAAACUCAGAGAUACCUCAAGUUUCCAUUUCGAUUACUUCAUCUUUGGCACAAAUUCUUUGUGUGCAUUCGCUUUGAAUCUUGCUGUGUUUUUACUUGUUGGAAAGACUUCAGCAUUGACGAUGAAUGUGGCCGGAGUUGUCAAAGAUUGGCUGUUGAUUGCGUUUUCUUGGUCUGUGAUCAAGGACACUGUGACCCCCAUUAAUCUACUUGGUUAUGGCAUUGCUUUCUUGGGUGUUGCUUAUUAUAAUCAUGCGAAAUUACAGGCACUUAAGGCUAAAGAAGUAGAAAAGAAGGCAACCCAGGUUGAUGAUGAAUCUGGUAAACUUUUAGAGGAGAAAAGUGCAGAAAAAUCUUCAGACAAUUGA